Molecule: messenger RNA, 348 nt
Organism: Trichomonas vaginalis G3
Lineage: Eukaryota; Parabasalia; Trichomonadida; Trichomonadidae
Exons: 1
Coding region: 1-348 (115 amino acids)
Source: RefSeq, a predicted model, not a curated record
AUGAAAUCUGUUCCAUACGUAUGUUAUGGUAAUUGUUUAUACAUUGAGUCUAAAAUAGCUAAUGUCACAGGCAUUUCAGGAGUUAAUAGUAAAGGUUCAGUAGAAUAUAAAUCCUUCUGUUAUGCAGUCAAUUCAAUGUUCAUUCCAAACGUUCCUGUCAUAGCAACUCAUUUAGGUAAAUGGGUUCGCAUUAGUCCUCAUAAGUUGAAAGACAUGCAAUUCAGACUUGUUGACUUUCAAGGAGAGCCUGUAGAACUGAAGGCACCAGUGCGAAUGACUGUUGAAGUUGACUUUUUAGAAAAUAUUAAAUGCAACAGCUUACAAGAGAACUCAGAGCUAAAAAUAUAA